Messenger RNA from Salvelinus fontinalis (brook trout), 6613 nucleotides. Its product is annotated as DNA (cytosine-5)-methyltransferase 3A-like. Gene Ontology annotation, biological process: negative regulation of DNA-templated transcription. The record is from RefSeq and is a predicted model, not a curated record. The transcript has 20 exons. The coding region runs from base 255 to 2699 and encodes 814 amino acids. Gene Ontology annotation, cellular component: cytoplasm; nucleus. NCBI's taxonomy places the organism in Eukaryota, Metazoa, Chordata, Actinopteri, Salmoniformes, Salmonidae. Gene Ontology annotation, molecular function: methyltransferase activity.
AGGGAGAAAGAGAGAAGUAAGUUGAAAAGGCCUCUCUUAAUGAGCGUGGUCUAGUGAGUGUAGGGUGUAAAGGUUGUGUAUGGUACUUCAGUGACAGCCCCAGGGUAGUUAAAGCAGAAAAACAUGGUCUGCAUCCCAAAUUGCAUGUCGGGGUAAAAGGGGACUUUGAGACGGCGUACCAAAUGGGCCCUGGUAAAAAGUAGGGCACUAUAUAGGGAAUAGGGUGCCAUUUGGGAUGUGCCCAUGCUAUCAGGAUGUUCCCACAGGCCUCUCAGAGCUCAAGUGUUGUAAUGGGGCUGGAUAAUACAACUCUUCAGUCUGCUGUGUUUUCUUCAGCUGGGCCGUCCGGUCUUUCAGGGUAUGAUGUGGAGCAGAAGGAGGACGGAGGUGAUACAGCCAAGAACCAGGGAGUUGGAGGCCCUGGGACAGGCAGGCUGCGUGGCUCCGUCAGUCUUCGUCAGAGGCCCAUUCCCAGAGUAACCUUCCAGGCCGGUGACCCAUAUUACAUUAGCAAGAGGACCAGGGAGGAGUGGCUGGCCAAGUGGAAGAUGGAGGCAGAGAAAAAAGCCCAACUGGUGUCAGUGUUGAACUUAAUGGAGGACCAUGAGGAGAUGGAGCCUGAGCCACAACAGAAAGAAGAGGUGUCAGUCAUCACACCCCACCAGCAACAACAACAACAGCAGCAGCCCACGGAACCAGCGUCCCCGACUGUGGCCACCACACCUGAACCUGUCCCCAUGGCAGGAGGGGACAAGACAUCCCCCAAGACUGCCGAUACUGAGCCGGAGUACGAGGACGGGCGGGAUUUCGGCAUUGGGGAGCUGGUGUGGGGGAAGCUGAGGGGGUUUUCCUGGUGGCCUGGUCGUAUUGUCUCCUGGUGGAUGACCGGACGCAGCCGAGCUGCCGAGGGGACACGAUGGGUCAUGUGGUUCGGUGACGGAAAAUUCUCAGUGGUGUGUGUAGAGAAACUGUUGCCUUUCAGUUCCUUCUCCAACGCCUUCCAUCAGCCGACCUUCAUCAAGCAGCCCAUGUAUAAGAAAGCCAUCUACGAGGUGCUACAGAUGGCUAGCACCCGUGCAGGCAAAACCUUCCUUGCCUGUCCAGAGAGCGAUGAGACAGACACCUCCAAGUCAGUGGAUCUACACAACAACCAGAUGAUAGAUUGGGCUGUGACAGGCUUCCAACCCACCGGGCCCAAGGGCCUAGAGCCACCAGAAGAGGAGCGUAACCCAUAUAAGGAGGUGUACCCUGACGUCUGGGUGGAGCCAGAGGCGGCAGCCUACACACCCCCUCCAGCCAAAAAGCCUCGCAAAAGCACAGCAGCCGAGAAACCCAAGGUCAAGGAGAUGAUUGACGAGGGGACGAGAGAGAGACUCGUGUAUGAAGUGAGACAGAAGUGCAGAAGCAUAGAGGACAUCUGCAUCUCCUGUGGAAGUUUGAAUGUUUCCCGUGAACACCCUCUGUUUGCUGGAGGAAUGUGCCAGAGCUGUAAGAACUGCUUUCUAGAAUGUGCAUAUCAGUAUGACGACGAUGGUUACCAGUCAUACUGCACCAUCUGCUGUGGGGGACGAGAGGUUCUCAUGUGUGGGAACAACAACUGCUGCAGGUGUUUCUGUGUGGAGUGUGUUGACCUACUGGUGGGGCCAGGCGCAGCACAGAUAGCUAUUAAAGAGGAUCCCUGGUGCUGCUACAUGUGUGAGAAGGGCCAGAAGGGAGUGUUCGGCCUGCUGGAGCGUCACACUGAUUGGCCCUGCCGUCUACAGCAUUUCUUCGCUAACAAUCACGACCAAGAUUUUGAACAACCAAAGCUUUACCCUCCAGUCAUGGCAGAGAAGAGACAACCUAUUCGUGUCCUGUCACUGUUCGACGGCAUAGCAACAGGUCUGCUGGUGCUAAAGGAGCUGGGUAUCCAGGUGGAGCGCUACGUGGCAUCGGAGGUGUGUGAGGACUCUAUCACGGUGGGCAUCGUCAGGCAUCAGGGACGCAUCAUGUACGUGGGCGACGUGAGGAACGUCACACGCAAACAUUUACACGAGUGGGGCCCCUUUGACUUAGUGAUUGGUGGAAGUCCGUGUAACGACCUCUCUAUUGUCAACCCAGCUAGGAAGGGUCUUUAUGAGGGCACUGGUCGGCUGUUCUUUGAGUUCUACCGCCUGCUGCACGAGGCUCGGCCCAAAGAGGGCGACAACCGGCCGUUCUUCUGGCUCUUUGAAAACGUGGUGGCAAUGGGCGUCAGUGACAAGAGGGACAUCUCUCGCUUUCUAGAGUGUAACCCGGUGAUGAUCGAUGCCAAGGAGGUGACUGCUGCCCACCGUGCUCGCUACUUCUGGGGCAACCUGCCUGGCAUGAACAGGUUGGUGAGAGAACGACCCUUGAUGGCCAUGUUCACUGACAGACUAGACCUUCAGGACUGUUUGGAGCACGGCAGAACAGCAAAGUUUGGCAAAGUGAGGACCAUCACCACUCGCUCUAAUUCCAUUAAGCAGGGUAAAGACCAGCACUUUCCCGUCUUCAUGAACGAGAAGGAGGACAUUCUUUGGUGCACUGAGAUGGAGAGGGUGUUUGGCUUCCCAGUCCAUUACACAGACGUGUCCAACAUGAGUCGGCUGGCCAGGCAAAGGCUUCUGGGAAGGUCGUGGAGUGUACCGGUCAUCCGACACUUGUUUGCACCACUCAAAGAAUAUUUUGCCUGCGUUUAACAAGAUUAGGCUCAACAAGACCACCUGAUUUUAACAAGAUUUUGGCUCAACAAGACCACCUGCGUUUAACAAGGCUUGACUUAACUAGACCAUCACAAACAUAGAACUGAUGUUGUUGCUAGAAACUUGAGCAUUGAUGAAAUUAUACUACUCCCUGGUACCUGCUAUCAUUUCCCAGGCAAGCAAAACAUCAUGAAAGUAAAUAUUUCAAAUUAUUUCUUGUAAUUUGAAAUGUACUUCUUAUUCUAUUUAAUAUGUAUAUGUAAUUUUACCUUUUAGCAGUGUUAUCCAGUAUUUUUUAAAUUGAUUUAUUUGUGCAAGCUAUACUUGAGACAAGGCUUUCUUCUCAAGGCACUGAGAAAGAAGAAACUAGGAUCUGUGUGGUUUUUAGAAUAAGGACUAGGGUUGGAUGAUUGGAAAAGAUCUGAAAGAGAGUUGAUAAUACUGUAUGUACAGUAUGUAUGUGAAAGAUAUUGGCUGUGUAGGCAUGAUUUUCUAUUGGCCAAUAUCUGAAGUGGCUAAAGCAAGCCACCGAUAGUAUAGUCAUGUUGAGUUUUGCUUCCUCCAGCUACUGAGCCUCGCAGAGCUAAAGUGAAUAAGGGUGAUUGUCGUCAGUGUCGUAGAAAGCUGUGUCUUAACGAAUCCAAAACAUCAGAUCACAUAUACCUCUUUGUUUAAAGUUUAUAUACACAGUUAACUGAAGGUUAAGGUACUACUGUAAAAUGGUUACAAUACCAUGGUGCUUCACGACGAUAGGAAGCAUCACAGGUCAUGUGGCACAGGCACUACACUUUAGACAAGAUGGGAAUUUAAAAAAACAUUUCCUGGAAAGUUUGUUUCCAGUGUAAUGUUUUCACUAUUUAAAGAAGUUUUGUGUUAUUUUAGUAAAUUUAAAUGAUUUCAAAGUGGCGAUUAAAGGUGUGAUGACAGAAGACUGCAGAAUAAUAUGCCAUAUCCUCCUCUUUUCUGUUUUACAGCUUUUAUAAACAUCAAUUGUACUGGUGUUUUUUUCCCAUAAUUGUUCAAGCCUUUGCUACAUGUAAACUCAGGCCCCCCAUGCAUGCCUGUGUCUGACUCUGCACAAACACAACAUGAAGCUAGCCACAUGGGCGGUGAUGCAUUCUGUCGUUACAACAACAACAAAAUACCUUAAGAUCAAAGUCUGUGGUGAACUACUUUUUUCUAAUGUCAUUACUGUACAACUGUUAGUGAGCAUGGUGGUUGGACUGGAGGGAGGGCGGGUGGCCUGGGGUUUCCACAAUAAACUAAAGACUCUAUCCUUCCCUUUUUCACCCCUGCAAACUACAUACUGUCAGGUGCAAAUCUUCUAACAAAAUGGUGCGGCUUCACGAUGUUCUUCUACCUUUUUAUAGCAAUUUUGUGCUGUUUUACCAACAUAAAGCACUUUUUAUAUGUAUACCUUUUUUUUCUUCAAUAUUUUAAAAUGUUUCUUCUUGGUUUUUCUUGUGAAAUGUUAUGUUUUUAUGAUGUGAACUGUUCUACAGCUGUGUAAUACAGUAUGUUUUCUAUACAGUAGGGCUGUGCCAAUAGAAGUGGAAGAAUGGACUCAUAGAAUUAUGUUAAAUCCAUGUAUCCAUGGAAAUGAUUGAUUAUUGAUCCUACUCAAUGUACAGUAGAUUCAUAGAAAAUGAUUGAUGUGCUCCAUUUUCAUAUUGUCUUCUGUUGAAAGCCGUAAUUCAGUAUGUCAUUCUAUGGAUAAAAAAAGAAUGUGUCUAUUUCUACUAACAUUGUAGAAUUUAAAACAGAGUUAAGGAACUAUGUUAUAUAUGUUUGUAACGCUACCUUCCCAAAUGAAUACCAGACCGCAGAUGCAAUGUCCUCUGCACUUUCCUCUUGUAGACCUCAAAUAAUUAGAAAAAGCGAGAGUGAUAGAGACAGAUUUUCAAACUUAUUACAGGGCCGGCUCCAGGCAUAAGCGUUUUUUUUCUUCUAGGAACUCAGUCGGGUUCUGAACUUACUAUUGAGAGUAAAAAUAGUACAAUACACCAAUUUUGAAAUUUGGUUGGGCAUCAUAAGGCAGUUUUUCUUUUGUUAUGUCAGUCACUGACAGUCACUCAAUUGGCCAUGUCAGCUAACAAUUUUUAGAUUGGUAGUUAGUCUAGCCUGCUAUCUAAACUUGUAGUAGUCAUGGCCAAAUACUGACCGGGCAAGCAGGGCACGUGCCUAAGGCCCUGACCUCAAGGGUGGUUAUUUAUUCUCACUCUAAAUCAUGGCAAAAUGGAUAGAAUUGCAGGAAAUGUGUGAUGAAAUUGCAAAAAGAAUUCUCUGUCCAAUGGCAAAAUGUGUAGAAUUGCAGAAAACUUGAUUUAAAACUGCAACAUUUUCUCUACGCCCCAUGGCAAGAUGUGUAGAAUUGCUGGGAAUUCAUUUUUAAACUUGUGGACGAUUUAGAAAUUCGUUUUUCAGAACUCAAAACUGAAGAGUGAACGGUGACCAGAAAAAUACAGUAGCAGAGAUUCUGACUUACCAAUGUUCUAUCUAAAUAUUCAAAAUGACUUCAUUUCAUAAAUGUAGUUUCAUACAUGAUUAAGUUCUUAAGUGACCUUAUCGUAUCCUUUCCACCUUUUUAGUUGAACUUCGGACAUUGGGUUUGCAGGAAUCCUUAUGCGUUGUGUUGACAUUGAUGUUAAUUCCCUUUCCCUAUAGUAAAUGACCAUGCCCCUUGUACAGUUUGUACAUAGAGUUUUCCUGUCACUGUUUUUGGUUUGUUUGUCUCUUUUUGAAUUACCUAUGAGAUGUACAAAUAUAAUUCUUUGCUAAUAUAUAUCAUGGAAUUAGAAGAAAAAAAAGAUUAGGUGAAAAAAUAAAAAUAAAAUUAAGGAAAAUAGUUUUUUUUUUAAAUAUCAAAAUAAGCUAUGAAGCAUUAGAGGGUCGACUCCAAGUGUUGCCUUCUACUGCUGUUCAUUUGUUUUGUUGAGUCCUGAGUGAAUCCAGUUUAAAUGUGUCAAGUGAUCUUUAGCCUAAUAAUGACAGCUUUAAGAUGCAACGUUCUCUACUUCACUGCACAGCCCUACAUAUUGUUGGUUGGUUUUGCCUUUUGUUUCUUUUUAUAAGAACUAUAAAGAGGGAUUGUAGGUGUUUCUGACGGUGCUAAACAUUUUAUCUAAUCAAGAAAAAAUAUAUUUGUUUUGGAAGAGAAAUAAAACUUGUCUUGACAAUGACUGUUUUUAACUUCCUUGUAGUAAUGAUGGAAAAGCACCAUUAUUUCACUCUCAUAGGAUGCAUAUAUUAACAAAUACAUUUGAACUUUGGACUUGAAAAAAUUCUAAAUAAUAAAUAAUAAUGAGUUUCCUAUAUUGUUUUAGACUAGAAAAUGCUGUAGUUGGUUGGUGCUUAUCUGUUGGAAAAAACAUUUACUCCGUAAUGGGAAACAACAAAAAAAUAAAAGCAUUUCAGUAAUAACGUUUACUGUAGCAUAAUGUAUGUGUAAAACCUGGCAUUCGCUUUGCUUCUUAAUCCUACAUUCCGUGCCAUAAUAUUCUGUCCUCCAUGUCUUGUUUUCGAUGGUCAUUUUUGUUGUUAUUGGCAAAUUCUAUGUCCCAAAUAGCACCCAUAUUCUCUAUAUAGUGCACUACACUACAUUGGCCACUAGUAAAAAAAAGUAGUGCGCUAUAUAGGGAAUAAGGUGCCAUUUAGGAUUCUUUCCCACGACAUUUCAUUGUUCCGAUGCAUCAGACAGGUCAGUCUGUGUGACUUUCUUUUUGUGUCAUAUUAUUUGUUUUUUGGCCUAUGUUCUUCGUCUUUAAGAUGAUCAGUGCAUACAGCAAAUGUAGCAGUCAUUCUCCACCCUUUACCCAUUACUUAUGUUUUAGUGCCCAGAAAUAAGAAAACGGCUCCUUAUGUAUUUGUGCUGGAGAACACUUGAAUAAAUGUAUUGUUUUUGUGCAAAAAUA